Molecule: messenger RNA, 720 nt
Organism: Vicia faba (fava bean)
Lineage: Eukaryota; Viridiplantae; Streptophyta; Magnoliopsida; Fabales; Fabaceae
Source: the annotation of a GenBank genome assembly
AUGAUGGGUUCAAGUGCAAGUGACUUUGGGUGGGAUGAUGCUAAGAAGAUGAUUGUAGUAGAGAAGGGGGUUUAUAGCCAAUGGUGCAAGUCUCAUCCUACUACAACUGAUUUAUAUGGAAAAACAUUUCCACACGUUAACAACUUGGAUGUUGUAUUUGGAAAAGAUAAAGCAUCUGGUCAUGCAUCAGAAAGUCCAGCAAAACAUGCUUAUAAUAUCGUGAAUGAAUUUUUCCAAUCAACACAAGAGAGUAAGUUUAAAUUCAAUUUGAAUGAAGGUGAAGAGAAUUAUUAUGAGUCACAAGUACCAGAACCACCUACCUAUAAUGAUACUCAAGCACCAAGUCAAGUAAACCAAUCACAAUGUGAGAUUACUUCAAGUAAGAUUGGAAAAUGUGCAGGCAAAAGGGUAAAGCAUAAUGAUGAUGUUUAUGAUAGCUUAUUAACUUCAUUGAACCAAUUAAGUGAGUUUUAUGCUGGAAGUGUGGAGAAUAUGCAACAACUUAUAUCUUGUUUUCUGCAUAAAAAACACACGGCUGAUAGGAGGAAUCAAAUUGUCUCUAUUUUAAAAGAAAUAGAAGGAUUACAUGCGGUAGAUGUGGUAAGGACUGCUAUGCUUAUCACCAAAAACAACAAUCUUUGUGACUCUUUUUUCACUAUGGAUACUCAUGAAUUAAGGAAGGAGUUUCUGAAAAUUGUUUUAAGUAACACUAGUUCUUAG